AUGGAAGAAGAUGAGAUCGAAAUGAUGCGACAAUACUCGGAGUCCCCUCGUUCAAGCAGCCGAACGCCCCGCAACAAACCUCCACCGAACCAAGCACCUCAAGAUACCAUCAAGCAAUUCUGGAAUCAGUUCAACACCAGGUACCCCGGAAAGAUUUUCACCAUAUUACCCAACAAUCCCUACGCUCGCAGUAAAGUUGCACAACAACCGACGGGCGUCAUUCAGGGCUCGGACGCCGCGAGAUCGUAUGAGCAAGCCAGGAAGGAGUGCGAAAUAGCCGUCGAGCGCAUAGUCAAAGAAUGCGAACGAAUCAAUCAGCGAUACAGUGAUCCGCAUUUUGACAUCGAGUUCGAUUUGAAAACUGGAAAGAGGAAUUGUCUAGAUGGCUUGGCCGAGGAGAACAUGGAGAUGCGACCCAGGGGUGUCAAGAGAGUGACGGAUAUCUUUGAACACCCGCAAUUCUACAUCAACGGCCCGACAGCAGGCGAUGUGCGCCAAGGACGAGACGGAGACUGUUGGCUUAUGGCUGCAUUGUGUACCAUGGGAAAUAAGCAAGGUUUGAUUGACCGAUUAUGUGUUGCUCGAAACGAGAAAGUUGGCGUAUACGGCUUUGUGUUUUAUCGAGACGGCGAAUGGCAACAAUUUAUAAUCGAUGAUAAGCUCUAUCUCCGCGCCGCCGAUUACGAUGAAUCGAUCGAAGAACGACCAAUAUGGGACGAUAUAAGUAGAAAGGACACAGAGGAAGAAUAUCGCAAGGUGUGGCAGACCGGAUCGCGAGCAUUGUAUUUUGCACAGUGCUCGGACGAUAACGAGACAUGGCUUCCGUUGCUGGAAAAGGCGUAUGCCAAGGCUCAUGGAGAUUAUACGGCGAUUGAGGGUGGUUUCGUUGGAGAGGCGAUAGAAGAUCUUACAGGUGGAGUGACCUCCGAGAUUUUAUCGACCAAUAUUUUGGACAAAGACAAGUUUUGGAAAGAAGAGCUGAUGAAUGUCAAUAAACAAUUCCUUUUCGGCUGCGCAACUGGUAUCUUUUCGAAUUGGCUGGAUCCAAAAUAUCGAGGACCACCGAGAGAGCGCAAAGGUAUUUCUGAGGGACACUCAUACUCUAUCAUGGAGGCAAAGGAAAUCAAUGGUGUCAGGUUGCUUCGCUUGAGAAACCCCUGGGGAAAGAAAGAGUGGAGCGGUGCAUGGAGUGACGGUUCCGAGGAGUGGACUCCGGAGUGGAUGAAGCUUCUUAAUCACAAGUUUGGCAAUGAUGGAGUAUUUUGGAUCUCGUAUGACGACCUUCUCAAAAAGUACCAACACUUCGACCGGACGCGCCUUUUCGGACCCGAAUGGACACUUACUCAGCAGUGGAUGAGCCUGAACGUGCCGUGGUCAGCAGACUAUGCUUAUGAGAAGUUCGUGAUUGAAAUAUCACGUACCAGCCCAGUAGUCGUUGUGCUGUCUCAGCUUGACACCCGGUACUUUAGAGGGCUCGAAGGGGAAUACGACUUUACACUGCAAUUUCGACUACAAAAGGAGGGCGAAGAGGACUACAUCGUUCGUAGCAGCACAAACUAUAUGAUGUCUCGAUCAGUGAAUACAGAUAUCACGCUAGACGCUGGAAGAUACUGUGUUCUGGUAAAAGUGACGGCCUACCGACGCAAGAACGCGGACAACCCGGAGGAUGUUGUGCGACGUACCGCGUCGAGUCGACGAGAGAAACUAGUUCAGAUGGGCCUCUCAUAUGACCUAGCUCAUACCAAGGGCCUUACAUUGGAAACGGAGGCGGAAAAGAAAGAGCGCGAGGAACGCGAGGAACGACAGCGAUUCCUCGAACGACAGAAGCUCCGUGACCAGACGAUGAAGAAAUUACAGCAACAGCAUAUCCGCGAGAAGAAGAUACAAGCAAGAAGAGAAAGAAUGAUGAAACGUGAACGACUUCGAGAGGCUGUAGAAGCGGGACAGCACUUCCCCGCCGAAUCCGAGGACGACGCAGAGGAUGAAGAGUUGACUCCCAGAGUUGGGCAUGAUCAGGACAAACUCGAUCAGAUGAUCAGUACACGCAACGGCAACGGACUACAGCCAACAACACGACGAGCACGCGUAUCAAGCAGACCGAUCCGACCAAUGCUCAGAACAGAUUACCCCAAGACAAGCGCCAAUCAUUACCAGGAAAUGAUGGAAUUAUUGCAAGACUUUGAAUUCGACUCUGAUCUCGACAUGCCACCGGAACACUCACCAGCACAUCCCUCUCCUUCCUCUACUGCAUCGUUUCCAGGCCCUCCACCUCCCAACAGAGGAGCAGGAGGAGAUGGAAGCGUCAACCCAUGGAACGCAGUCUGCGUUGUUGGAUUAAAAGUGUUCUCCAAGGACCCCGAGUUGAAAUUGCAGGUUGUACGACCGGGAUGUUAUGAUGGGGAAGCGGCGUUGGAUCGUGAUGACCCUGCAGUUUCGGCGACGUUUGAGACGAGAUCCUCAUUCUUUUUUAAGGGGUAG
Talaromyces marneffei is the source of this 2478-nucleotide messenger RNA. RefSeq lists its product as uncharacterized. Gene Ontology annotation, cellular component: cytoplasm. Bases 1 to 2478 code for a protein of 825 amino acids. NCBI's taxonomy places the organism in Eukaryota, Fungi, Ascomycota, Eurotiomycetes, Eurotiales, Trichocomaceae. Gene Ontology annotation, biological process: proteolysis. The record is from RefSeq and is a predicted model, not a curated record. The transcript is spliced from 6 exons. Gene Ontology annotation, molecular function: calcium-dependent cysteine-type endopeptidase activity.